AAUGUGGUCAGAAGGAGACAACAGUGAAACUUUCUCUUUCGUGUUCUUGUUUUUCCUGCAGAGGUUCAGUGAAUUCUUUUUUUACGGGGACCCAACUGCAUCCCUGAUGACCCUCUGAGUGCUGCAGACGUGCCGGUUCCUGGGCUCGGUGCAUGGGGAGGUUUUUAGGGCUUUCUGCUUCACCAGAAGGACCCCCGCCUGCUGUGAGACAGCAGCACAAACCCAUGGUUCAACCGCCAGCAGCAAUCAAGUCAUCUCUAAACCAGCACCACUCCACCCUUCCUGGGGCAGCAAAACACCUGCAGGGACGGAUGGGUGGAGGUGGCACAGCAGUGGGGCUGGCAGUGUCCACCUGCCCGCCAGAACCUGCCCCACAGAUUGCUUUGUUGGGCUGUGACUGGGGGCUGGAUGGGUCUGGGGGGUCUGGGGUUUGUCCCCAGGUCUGGGUGAUGGAAUGGGGCAGCUGUGGGGCAGCUUUGAGCAAACUUUAGUCUUCAUCUGCAGGAAAGAGAUGAGAGAUGCUGCAGGACGGGGUGUCCUUCUCCUCCCCCCUGAAUUUCAGAGAACCUCUGAACUGAAAUAGCAGAGAGAGGCAUCAAGAUAAAGCUGGUGUUUGUGCAGAUCGCGAUGGGGAGAUGGGGCAGAGAACAGGAACUCGGCCUGGAGGAGGGGGGCUGAGUGCUGUGUGGGGAGGACACCACACGGGUUGUGUUAGUGCUGAGCAGGGGGGACCCAUGGGGUGACCCAAGUGUCCCUGGUCUCAUCGGGCUGCGGGGGCAAAGAGCUCAGUGCCAUCAGGUGCCUCCUUCCCACAGCUGCUCGGAUGCCAUUCGCUAUUUGAGGAGCUGCUCCAGGCCCUAGCAGGGCGCAUCCCUUCAGCCCUUGACCUUCAUCUCCGCCUGCUCCAUCCUCUGCCUCCCACAGCUGAUGUUUGGCUCAGGCAAAGCUGAGAACUCGGAGGGGUUUGUGAGGCUCCCGCCGCCCCUUUGGGACUGAACUCUUUGCACCAAGGGCUGAGCGCCCCACGCUCUGCCUUCCCCCUGCUUAGGGCUCAUUCUUCCUGCUGAUUUCCACUCCUUGAAUCUCAGGGCCACCCGCUGACCUUAUCAGCACGAGCUCCGCUAACGGUGAAGCCAAACUGACACCAGCAGCUGAAAGGACCAACGUGGAGCCUGGAGCUCCGCUUCCCACCAGAACCGCUUCUGUUGCGCACCAUUCCCUGCAGGAGGAAACAUCCUUUGCAUUUUCCAUGCGCCUGCGCCGCGGUCCAGGAGAAAUCCUCAGAUCCCACAGCGGUGUGAGACGGCCCAGCUCUGCCCUGGGGGCUUCUCCAUGACUCCGGGUAGCAGCCUCACUGCUUUCACCCUCCUCAUUACCUACUGCACCGGGCCUCCGACGAGCAGCUGGGGAGCAGCGCUGGCUGCUGUGCCUCAUCCUGGCAGCACGAGCCAUGUCAGCACUCUGGGGCUGGCAGAUGGGGCUUUGACUCCCAUCUCUGCCCCGGACUCAGCACUGCCUCCAGCCCUCAAACAGAGGCUCGGCUCUGCUCCAAACCUCACCUGAGCCCUCGGUGCUCAGAAUUCGGACGGCCCAGGGCUGAGCUGGAUGCUGAAUCGUUCAUUCUCCCUUUCUGCUCAAUAUCCCGAGCUCAGAAUGGACCUCCUCGACAGGAAGGGCUCCUGCUUGCAGCUGGCCGCCAUGCGGAACGUGAACAUCAUCCUGCAGCACUACAACUUCUCUGGCAAGCUGACCAACCGGCCUUCCCAGGAUGAGGGCAUGGGCCUCAUCCGCACCAUCUUCGUCAUCGUCAGCUGUGCCAUCAUCCUGGAGAACCUGCUGGUGCUGCUGGCCGUGCUGCGCUGCCUGCGGGCACGCCGCUGGGUCUACUCCUGCAUCGCCAGCAUCACCAUCAGCGACCUGCUGGCCGGCAUCGCCUACCUCUCCAACCUCUGCCUCUCAGGCAAGAAGACCUUCCAGCUGUCCCCUCAGCUCUGGUUCCUGCGGGAGGGCAUCCUCUUCAUCGCUCUGGCUGCCUCCACCUUCAGCUUGCUGGUGACGGCCAUCGAGAGGUACAGCGCCAUGGUGCGGCCGAUCGCUGAGAACGAGGCCAGCAAGACGCUGCGCCUGCGCGGCCUCAUCGUGUUCUGCUGGCUGCUGGCCUUCGUCAUCGGGCUGCUCCCGCUGCUGGGAUGGAACUGCCUCUGUGAUUUCAGCACCUGCUCCAUUCUCCUGCCCCUCUACUCCAAGAACUACAUCCUCUUCUCUGUGGUCAUGUUCAGCAUCAUCCUGCUGGGCAUCAUCGGCCUCUACAUCUCCAUCUUCCAGCUGGUCCAGGCCAGCUCGAGGCAAACCACCUCUCGGCACAGCCGCAAGCGCUCACUCCGUCUGCUCAAGACGGUGCUGAUGAUCCUGGGCGCCUUCAUCAUCUGCUGGAGCCCCCUCUUUGCCCUGAUGCUGUUCGAUGUGUUCUGUGAGACGCACACCUGCAGGCAGCUGCACAGCCUGGACUGGACCUUGGCUCUGGCCAUGCUCAACUCGGGCAUAAACCCCAUCAUUUACUCACUGCGGAGCGUGGAGGUGCGCCGCGCCGUGUGCAGCCUGCUGUGCUGCUGCUGCGUCAGGAUCGGGCUCUGCAAGCCUGGGAACUGCCCGGUCAUCACCGACAUCAACUCGGGUUCAUCCACUGAGAGCUCCCUGCGCUACCGGGAGAGCUUCCGCAGCCCCAUAGCCCCGAUCCCACGGCCCAGAGCACCUCUCUCCAGCAACUCCAGCAUGAUGAGCAAUCUGCCCAGUCUCUGAGAGGCCAAAAGUGGCCCAGAGAUCCCACUGGGACCUCAGGGUGCUGGGUGCGGCUGUCAGAACUGUGUCAGAUGCUGUCCCACCCCCGCUGCUGACUGUGGCCAGGCUUUGAGCAGGAGGUGGCAUAGAAACGUGCUCCUGGAGGGCAGUGAGGGAUACAGGCACAGGCUGGGACAGACGCUCUGCUCAAUGGAUGCUGUGCUGGGGUAGGACUGGGUGCUGCUCCAUGUCUGCACAUAUACAGCUGCUGUACCUGCUCUGGUGAGGGCAUUUAGCCCCAUGGCGCCCCAUGGCACAGAGAUGGCACUCCCCACUUGGACUUGUAGGGGUUAUCAGCAGCAGAGAACUGAGGGUUGCAGGAAAUUGGACCACUGCAGCCACGUCUGCACCCACUGCUGCCCAAGGCUCAGCUCCGCAGCCCCGGCCUGCGGGACAAAGCAGCAGGAGGGCUUCCGAGGUGCUGCAAGGCCCCGGGCAGGAGCGGGGCGCUGAGAUACACAGACACGGGAAGGGCGGCUCCAGGGGCGGGCAGAGCGCUGUGCUGUGUGAGCUGCGCAGGGCAAUGCUCCUGGGAAGGGGCGUUCUGCAGACCGGUGUUAUGAAGGAGAACAGCACCCAAUCACUCUCCAUCGCCGUGCGGGAAGCCAAGGCCAGCCAGGCCCUGCGGAGAAGCUUAAAACCUUACAAUAAAAUCAUCGGGCAGGAAGCCCGCCUUUGGUGCGCUUUUAUUCCGUCUCGGGCGCGAGGCAGCUCGGAUCCCACAGGAGGAGGUGCAGUGCCGCCCCCUACGGCAGCCGCUAGGGCACGGAGCCGGAGAUGGGCCCGCACGGUGCCCCCGAUCCCCGCAGGGCCGGAGGGACCCGGCGCCUGCUCC
Messenger RNA from Lagopus muta (rock ptarmigan), 3673 nucleotides. RefSeq names its product sphingosine-1-phosphate receptor 4 (gene S1PR4). The coding region runs from base 1606 to 2799 and encodes 397 amino acids. The transcript is spliced from 3 exons. Gene Ontology annotation, biological process: G protein-coupled receptor signaling pathway. NCBI's taxonomy places the organism in Eukaryota, Metazoa, Chordata, Aves, Galliformes, Phasianidae. The record is from RefSeq and is a predicted model, not a curated record. Gene Ontology annotation, molecular function: sphingosine-1-phosphate receptor activity. Gene Ontology annotation, cellular component: membrane.